GGGCCGAGACAGAGGAGAGGAAAGUGAGGGCCGAGCGCUCUUCCUCUUUGUGACUCGUGUCUGCGGAGCGUGGAGAGGCCACCACCCCCUUCCUUUAAAACCCCACUCUCCUGCCUCGCACCUCAGGCUCCGGUACCCAGACGAAGCUGAGACAGAGGAGAGGAACACCUCAGGCUCCGGUACUCCCAGUCCGCCCCCAAAAUCCAGAGGAGAAGAGAAGAGAAGAGGAAGGGCAGAUCUAUGGGCAACUGCAAGAGUUCAUCUCGUGCACUCCGAGGAAAGGCCCAUGUCGUUCCGGACUCAGAAUGGAGGAUGCAGGACUUUGGAAAGACCCAUGUUCCAGAUUUAGAAUGGAAGAUCAAUGACUUCUCAUCGCUGCUUGAGACGGGAGCUAAGUCAGCAGCAUCUGCAGCUUUUCACUGCUCUGGGUAUAACUGGUACCUGAAAGUGAAUCCAGUGCGUAAAGAAACUGGUUCUGAAACGCCAUAUGUUGCUCUUAGUCUUAUGACAUCCCGAGCAAGCAUGAUGCCAGGUCACACGGUGCAUGUUGUUUUUGAGUUGUCAAUAUACAACCAUUCAAAAGGAAUGUACUGUGGAUGCAAAGCUACCUACAACUUUCAUUUCAAGAAUACCUACUCGAAGGAGCAUUGCUUGAUUCCUCUUCAGGAGCUACUGAAAUCACCUGCUUUCCUAGUUAAUGAUAGCUGUGUCUUUGGUGUGGAGAUAUUAAAAAUUGAUGUCUCUUCUCCUGAAAAGAAGGCUUUUGUGGUUCAGAAGAAGGCUACCACAGUUCAGAACCUCUUUGUUCAGAAGAAAGGGUUUGUCAAAGGGACAUACACUUGGAACAUUGACAAUUUCCUUGAACUGGACCUGGAUCACUUUGUCUGUUCUCCUACAUUUGAAGUUGGUGGGCACAAAUGGUACCCAAUUAUAUUUGAAGUGACACUUCCCAUUUUCUUCAACAGGUACGUGCAAAUGUAUCCGCGUGGUGACAAGCACAGCACUGAUUGCCUCAGCUUGUACUUACGCCUGGAUGCCUCUGAUGAGCUCCAUCUCGAGUCCAAGAAGGUGAUUGUAAUGACUCUGUCCAUCCUGGACCAAAAGAAUGGGAAACACUUGACUGCAACUUCAGGUCUCUUGGUGUUUACGGGUGGACACGGCUGGGGAUGGGCUGAUUUCCUUGGACUCAAGAAACUCAAGGACCCUUCUGGAGGUUAUGUUGUAGGAUCGAGCUGCAUUAUGAAGGCGGAUCUCACUAUCUUUGGUUCAUCCAUUGAUGGUUAGAUGUUUACCUCAUGGCCUGAUGGAGAGAUGAUGUGCCCUUACAUCCUACUUAUAACUAGACUUAUAUUUGAGAUAAUGUUGUGGUAGCACUACUAAAAACUUGUGGGAUGAUUAGUAGUAAUGAGCCGGAUUUGAGAAGUGAGAUGACUUCACGCAUAUAUUUCUAGAUAUAUGUAUCGAACAUAAUUAUGUCAACGGAAGUACUUCUAUAUGCAUGGAUGAUGCAGCUA
Hordeum vulgare subsp. vulgare (domesticated barley) is the source of this 1514-nucleotide messenger RNA. RefSeq names its product ubiquitin C-terminal hydrolase 13-like. The coding region runs from base 241 to 1284 and encodes 347 amino acids. The record is from RefSeq and is a predicted model, not a curated record. Gene Ontology annotation, molecular function: protein binding. The transcript has 7 exons. NCBI's taxonomy places the organism in Eukaryota, Viridiplantae, Streptophyta, Magnoliopsida, Poales, Poaceae.